GCCUGUUGCAGUGCGGGGGGCGCCGGGCCGGGGGCGCCGGGAGCCCUGCGGGGGUGCCGCGCGGCCCGGCUCCCAGUGCAGAGCAGUUUUCUCCAACUCUCCGCCUCCGUCUCCCCCGGGCCCACCGCUGCCGGGAGACCCCGUCCGGACCUGCCAAGAAAGGAGUGUCAUGAAAAAGGAACAGAAAAGACACGUCACUGUUGGUGAAAGGGGAGUUUUCUUUCCCAGUUGGUGGUUACUUCAUGAUUGGAGGAGAAGUACCUAGGUGGCCGAAGAGAUUAGAUUUUCAUAGCUGUACCGAUGAAGCUGAUAAAAGAAGAUGGGAAAAUGCUUUCUCUGGGUCAUAAUAGGCUGAUGAGUAAGUAAGCCUGAAAAAAGACAGAUCUGAAAUGAGGACAGGAAUCUUGAGUGUUUUAAAACCAAGUAGGACGUUGAAUACUUGUUGAGGAUGUUUUUUUCCCCAGAAAUGGAGGAAGAAAAAAUUCUCAAAGCAAAAAGUGUAAAAAGCUGAGAGGAGUAACCAGCCGGUCAGCUCCAAGAAUUGCAGUACUUUGUCAGCUUCUCUGAGCACACACAGGCAAAGGCAUCAGACAUGUAUGAUUAUCUUACCACUGGUGAUGGUUUCCUGCUCCAGGAAUGACUUCUUAACGUGGAUUUUGGAGUGCUUUUUCUUUUUCUUUUUUUUACAAUGUGUGUUUUUUGACUCUUUGUGUUAGGUAGAUUUAUGUCAAGAAAGUAAAUUGUGAAUUCAUGGUAUUUUUGACUAUCUCCAGCCCUGUUCGCUGUGUGAUAUUGGAAAAUUAGAGGUUUUAACACUCCUUGAAGUUUUAUUGGAAGCAACAGUGCAUCAGGCAAACAGAUCCACACUGUAAGUUUUCUCUUUUUGGCAACUGUACUUGCUUUGAAUGAGCCGAAUGUCAGCUGGAUUUCACAGCAUAUCCGAUUUACAGUCUGUGUUUUAUCAAGGCCUUAAAUGUAUGUUUUAUACUCAGCAGAUGGGAAACACAUUGAGCACUGUGUCUGACAUGUAUGCCUAAGGAAAGGAGCUCCCUGAUGGAUCAUGGCGUUAAUGUUUACAGGACAUUUCCUAUUUUUACUGUUAGUGAUGUUUGCUUUCUCUACUUUUGAAGAAUCUGUGAGCAAUUACUCCGACUGGGCAGUUUUCCCAGAUGACGUAGAUCAGCUUAAGACACAGAAAGUGCAAGAUUUCAGACCCAGCCAAAAGCUGAAGAAAAGUAUGCUUCAUCCGCAUUUAUAUUUUGAUGCUGGAGAGAUCCAAGCAAUGAGGCAAAAGUCUCGCACAAGCCAUGUGCAUCUUUUUAGAGCUAUCAGGAGUGCAGUGACGGUUAUGCUGUCCAACCCGACAUACUACCUACCUCCACCCAAGCACGCUGAUUUUGCUGCCAAGUGGAAUGAAAUUUAUGGUAACAAUCUGCCCCCUUUAGCACUGUACUGUUUGUUAUGCCCGGAGGACAGAGUUGCCUUUGAAUUUGUUUUGGAAUAUAUGGACAGGAUGCUGGGCUACAAAGACUGGCUGGUGGAGAACGCACCCGGGGAUGAAGUUCCAGUCGGCCAUUCCUUAACAGGCUUUGCCACCGCCUUUGACUUUUUAUAUAACGUAUUAGAUGAUCAUCGAAGGCAAAAAUACCUAGAAAAAAUAUGGGUUAUUACUGAGGAAAUGUAUGAGUAUUCCAAGGUCCGCUCAUGGGGCAAACAACUUCUUCAUAACCACCAAGCUACUAAUAUGAUAGCGUUACUCACCGGGGCCUUGGUGACUGGGGCAGAUAAAGGAUCUCAAGUCAAUCUAUGGAAACAGGUGGUAGUAGAUGUGAUGGAAAAGAUGAUGUUUCUUUUGAAUCAUAUUGUCGAUGGUACUUUGGAUGAAGGUGUUGCCUAUGGAAGCUACACGGCUAAGUCAGUCACACAGUAUGUUUUUCUGGCCCAGCGCCAUUUUAAUAUCAACAACUUGGAUAAUAACUGGUUAAAAAUGCACUUUUGGUUCUAUUAUGCCACCCUUUUGCCAGGCUUCCAAAGAACUGUGGGCAUAGCAGAUUCCAAUUAUAAUUGGUUUUAUGGUCCCGAGAGCCAGUUAGUUUUUUUGGAUAAGUUCGUCUUAAAGAACGGAGCUGGAAAUUGGUUAGCUCAGCAAAUCAGAAGGCACCGGCCUAAAGAUGGACCAAUGGUCCCCUCUACUGCCCAGAGGUGGAGUACUCUUCACACUGAAUACAUCUGGUAUGAUCCCCAGCUCACCCCACGGCCUCCUGCGGAAUAUGGUACUGCAAAAAUGCACACGUUCCCUAACUGGGGUGUUGUCACUUAUGGGGCUGGGUUGCCCAAUACACAGACCAAUACCUUUGUGUCUUUUAAAUCUGGGAAGCUAGGAGGGAGAGCUGUCUAUGACAUAGUUCACUUCCAGCCAUACUCCUGGAUUGAUGGGUGGAGAAGCUUUAACCCAGGACAUGAACAUCCGGAUCAGAACUCAUUCACUUUCGCCCCCAACGGGCAGGUAUUUGUUUCCGAAGCUCUCUAUGGACCCAAGUUGAGCCACCUUAACAACGUACUGGUGUUUGCGCCAUCACCCACAAGCCAGUGUAAUAAGCCCUGGGAAGGUCAGCUGGGAGAAUGUGCACAGUGGCUUAAGUGGACUGGCGAAGAGGUUGGUGACGCAGCGGGGGAAAUCAUUACUGCCUCUCAACAUGGGGACAUGGUAUUUGUGAGUGGGGAAGCAGUGUCAGCUUAUUCCUCAGCAAUGAAGCUGAAAAGUGUGUAUCGGGCUUUGCUUCUCUUAAACUCUCAGACUCUGCUAGUUGUUGAUCACGUCGAGAGGCAAGAAGAUUCCCCAAUAAAAUCUGUCAGUGCCUUCUUCCAUAAUCUGGAUAUUGAUUUUAAGUACAUCCCAUAUAGGUUCAUGAACAGGUAUAACGGCGCCAUGAUGGAUGUGUGGGAUGCACAUUACAAAAUGUUUUGGUUUGAUCAUCGUGGCAGUAGCCCCAUUGCUAGUAUACAGGAAGCAGAGCAAGCCGCUGAAUUUAAGAAACGGUGGACUCAAUUUGUUAAUGUUACAUUUCAGAUGGAAUCCACAAUCACAAGAAUCGUAUAUGUCUUUUAUGGGCCAUAUGUCAAUGUUUCCAGCUGCAGAUUUAUUGAUAAUUCCAAUUCUGGACUUCAGAUUUCUCUCAAUGUCAAUAAUACUGAACAUGUUGUUUCCAUUGUAACUGACUACCAUAACUUGAAAACAAGGUUUGAUUACCUGGGAUUUGGCGGCUUUGCCAGUGUGGCUGAUCAGGUCCAAAUAACCCGAUUUGGUUUGGGCACUCAAGCAAUAGUGAAGCCCAUAAGACAUGACAGAGUGAUUUUUCCCUUUGGAUUUAAAUUUAAUGUAGCAGUUGGGUUGAUUUUGUGCAUCAGCUUGGUGAUCUUAACUUUUCAGUGGCGGUUUUACCUUUCUUUUAGAAAGCUAAUGCGGUGGAUCCUCACCCUUGUUAUUGCCUUGUGGUUCGUUGAGCUGGUGGACGUGUGGAGCACUUGCACUCAGCCCAUCUGUGCAAAGUGGGCGAGGCCGGAGGCCGAGGCGAGCGCAAAGCCUGUGCCUCCCCAAGGGCACCGCAUCUAUCUUCCUGACAUCGUCAUUACCUCACUUCCCGGCUCAGGAGCUGAAAUUCUCAAACAGCUCUUCUUCAACAGCAGUGACUUUCUCUACAUCAGGGUGCCCACAGCCUACAUGGACAUCCCUGAAACUGACUUCGAGAUGGACUCCUUUGUGGACGCCUGUGAGUGGAAGGCGUCCGAUGUCCAUGGUGUGCAUUUCCGUUUACUGCGAGGCUGGCUGCAGUCCUUGGUCCAAGACACAAAACUCCAUUUGCAAAACAUCCAUCUGCACGAACCCAGCAGGGGUAAACUGGCCCAAUAUUUGACCACGAAUAAGGACAAAAACAGGAAGUUGAAACGGAGAGAGUCUUUGCCAGAACAAAGAAGCAGAAUGAAAGGCGCCUUUGACAGAGACGCUGAGUACAUUCGGGCUCUGAGGAGACACCUGGUCCAUUACCCCAGCGCGCGGCCCGUGCUCAGCCUGACCAGUGGGAGCUGGACCUUAAAGCUGCAUUUCUUUCACGAAGUUUUAGGAGCUUCGAUGAGGGCCUUGUACGUGGUGAGGGACCCUCGGGCGUGGAUUUAUUCGAUGCUGUACAGUAGUAAACCAAGCCUUUACUCUUUGAAGAAUGUACCAGAGCACUUAGCUAAAAUGUUUAAAAUAGAGGGAGGUAAAGGCAAAUGUAACUUAAAUUCGGGCUAUGCUUCUGAGUAUGAAUCAUUGAGGAAAGAAUUAUCAAAAUCCAAGCCACACGCGGUGUCCCUGCUGGCUCACGUGUGGCUAGCAAACACCGCAGCAGCCCUGAGGAUAAACACAGACCUGCUGCCUACCAGCUACCAGAUGAUCAAGUUUGAAGAUAUUGUGCAUUUUCCUCAGAAAACCACUGAAAGGAUUUUUGCCUUUCUCGGAAUUCCUUUGUCUCCUGCUAGUUUAAACCAAAUAUUGUUUGCCACCUCCACGAACCUUUUCUAUCUUCCCUAUGAAGGGGAAAUAUCACCAACUAAUACUAAUGUUUGGAAACAGAACUUGCCUAGAGAUGAAAUUAAACUGAUUGAAAACAUCUGCUGGACACUGAUGGAUCGUCUAGGAUAUCCAAAGUUUAUGGACUAAAUGCUGCAGGUCAGCAGAAAUUUGCACUAAUAAUUUCCAACCCAAUUUGUGGAUAUGAAUUAGAAGAGUUUGUAUAUUCUUGUACUGUGUGUGUGUGUGUGUGUGUGUGUGUGUAUGUGUGUGUGUGUGUGAGUGAUCAGUUUGCUACUUGCACAGAGAGAUUAUUUAAAAAUAAGCACCCUGUUUGGCCUAGCAGGAUUCAUUUUUAUGUCACCACUUUUCCUUGCCUUUGUUUCUGAAUUUUUUCUGCUAAAAUGUUUCUGCUGCAGAGGUGUAGAUGAAGUUAUAUUACAGUGGUCAGGGGAGAUAGGAAGAUUUUAAAGGUUUUUGUCUAACUCUCUCCUUCAUCUGUAACUGUGCUGAUCUAUCUCAGAAUCUCACACACUGCUAAAGGCCUUGCAGUUGCUGCUUUACCCAAGCGUCUGUUGCUUUCAAGAUGGACUGCAAAAGUUCCUUAUCUUUUUCAGAAGGUGUCCUAAUGCGUUUAUCUUGCGCGCGCGCACACACACACACACACAAAUCCUUUUACUGUGUAUAAUGUUCACUGAUAUCACUGGGGAAAUGGAGAAAACUCCUAUCAGAAUUAUAGGAUCCCUUCUGGAAAAUACAGAUGGAAAUACAGAAUGGAUUUUUUUUUUUUGAGGUCAGAAACAAUGACCUGAAAAUCCUCAAAGUUUUUUACUUAGAAGUAAUAAAGAAUCAGUCUUGGGACGGUGGCUGCCAAGGACCGGUACGAUAUUUUAGACCUGCUUGUCUUUUUAAAAUGCUCUCUUUCUUGCUUCCUUGAAGCUGCAGCUGUUCACCAUCACCACUCCCACCCUCUUCUUUCUGUCGCUGUCACGCAAAACAGUCAGUAGUUACUAAUGGCUAAACUCCCGAUAUUUGUGGGAAUUUUUUUUUUUUUCUUCUGUCCUGAUGAUUCAUUUUGCAUCAAAGCCUGACGCAGCCUUAGAAUCAGAUUUCUCCUUGUGGAAUUAUCACUGUAUGACUCAAAGAAAGCAGUGCCACUGCUGCCAGUGUUUUUUUAGACUGGAAACAGAAUUGGAAAACUGCCUGACUUAUCUUGUAUCCCUUUGAAUGAGUGCACAGACUGCCAGUGUUGGCAAAAGUUGAAGGCGAAUGGGAGAUGAUGUCAAAGGCAUCUGUUUCCUUUACCAUCUGCAUCUUAUUAUAGAUAUAGUCGUCAUAAAGUAUGGUUCAUUUUAUCUUGGUAGGCUCUGAAGUCAAAAUGCUAUGCCAUUAGAAGCCAGAGGAGUAAUUACAAUGUAUUGGAUGAAAACUAUUAGGCAGUGUGGAGACUUGAUGAAAAUCUCUGUACAGACUGCAGUCUUCUUCCUAAUGCUUCAUUCAGACUAUCGUUUCCACCCGCCCUUCCCGUCCCCCAUGCUCUAACACUUGGGAGUCUGUCAUUCUGACCUAGAUAAAAGUGGUUCUUUCUCAGUAGUUUGUUAUGAUGUCACAAUAUGCCUCCAGGGUGAUAAAGCUGUGGAUAUGUUACAUUCCAGCUAAAGCUAACUGAGCUGUCAUUUUUCUUCCAUUACAGCGUGAAAGCAGACCGACCACUCCUCCUCCCCCCAUAUCUGCUUCCUCACGUAGCUCUCCCUGCUUUCUCUUUACAGUGUCAAAAUGAAUGAAAAUCCUAUUAAUACAGGUUGAGAGGGCAACUGAAGACCUGAAUCCACACUAUUAUUCUCAAGGAAGAUUAUUCGUCCUAUCUCAGGGUUAUCAACAAGCAUGUAACAUUUCUACAUGGAUGAUCACACUGUUUCCAUUACUGGUCAGAGUCUCGGUGUUUGCUUUCAAUUCCCAGGAUGCGUGACCUUAAAUCAGAUCAAAUAAAAGGCUCUGGGUUGAAAGUAAUAUUAGGUCUGAUCAAGGUAAGAGUUACAAAUGUGUGCAAGUAACAGCAGAGAAGGCAGAAACUGUACCACUGCCUUUCCUUUAACUUUGUACAGAAACAGGCCCACAGGCAGAAGAGAGCCAGGGUGAGUAUGUGGAGGAGUUGGGGGAGAGACAAUGAAAAAGAAAGAGCAGUUCUGUGAAUGGAUAUGGGAACAGUAUGGGAAUAUCUUAUUUAUAGCUAAAGAAAGGAACACACUUAAGAUGAUCUUCACAGUGUAUCUUAACUUUUACAACAUAGCAAGGUCAAGGGGAAUUUCCUUGUCUACUCAUCCACUCCCACCCCAAGGGAAACUUAGCUGGAGGAGAAGACUUCUAUUCACAGGUUCUAUUUCUGAGCAAUGUUUUACAUGGGUGAUGGAUGGCCCAGCCAUUGCAUAUGCGUCCAUUUGUUCAUGCUUGGGAUCCCCUGCUUUAUAAUCUCAAUUAUAAUCUCAGAACGUCUAAGUCCUACAUUCCUAGGGUGUUAUCCUGGGAAGAAAUGUGAAUAGACUCUACACUUAUUUUUAUUCUGACCAUCUUGAAAAUAAUUAAAGCAACGAUUGUCACUAUGUGACACUUCCAAAGGAAACACUUUAGAAAAUGUCUUUUCCAUAAAAUCAAUUCCUUUCCUCAUUAACUUCCCCAAACUUAGGCCCAACUGGAAUUAAAGCUUUUAUUAAAAUAAUAUCAUUUAAAUGUUGAAAUUUUGAAAGAAUGUGUCCAUUUUGCUGACAGAAGUAACAUAAAUGUAGUGGUAAUGUUGAUCUAGUUUUCAAAAGUUUGAAAUAAUGCAAAUUACUCACUUAGGAUGAAGUAGGCCAUAUCCAGAGGUGAAUUUACUGUAAUGACAAUUCCAGAAAGGAAGGAAAUGGGAGAAUCUGUUCAGGAGAAAGAAGAUAAAUCAAUGAUUAUACUUAAAUUUAAUCUUUAGAAACCCAGAAAGGCACGAGUUUUAGGCAGAUGGCACAACAACUCAUACAUACUCAGCCUAAACCCGCAAUAUUAGACAUUUGAUUGGCUUUUUGGACAAACAGAAGACUUAGUACUGUAAGUUGCCUGGCAAGAAUGGGAUAAUUAUUUAUGUCCAGUACCCAGCCAUGGCAUGGGAUCUGGCACAAAUAUCUUCAUAUUCGAAGAAGAACCUCUCUCCACACACACUAGUUAUGUUUAAUUUUUUUUUCCUUUUGUGGAAACGCCACCCCUUCUGUCUGCCACUGACUUUUGAUUGGUGUCAUUUAUCAGCAGAGUUUGGUGCAUCAUAGAUCCUAGAUGUUCUUGAUAUAAAGUCUAUCACAUUCAGUUAUCUAUAAGUAAACAUUAACAGUGGUUUUAGAAUCUGUGUGAUUGACUUAACUCUGAUCAUAAUUACAAAAAUAUCACUAAUUUAGCGAAAAAUGUGAAUAGAAGGCAGUAUGUUAUAACACCACUUACAGAGGUAAGGGAGCCUAAUAUUCUAAGACAGAUCAAGGAAUUUAAUAUGCAGGCUACCUACUGCUUAUUUAAAUGUAAACCAAAGUAUGUCAAAAUAGCUGCUAAGGCAGUGUUUUCAGUACUUGACUAAUAUCUCUAUUUUCCUUCAUGUUGGCAGAAAAAUCCAAAUAAUAUUUUAAGAACUAGACUGAAUUUUUUUUUUUUUUUUUGCACAAAGGAUGGUAGGAACAUUAAACAGUAGAUUCUCACAUUCUCUACUUAACUUGUAGCUGCUUGAGCUAUAAUUUACAUGAGCUUGUGUUUAGUCCAAGUAACAUGUUUAAUUCUAUUUCCAAAGAUAGGUUCGGCUAAGCCUUCCACACCAUGGGGGUUUUGUUUUUGUUUUUCGUUUUUCUUUCACACCUAUCCAGUUAUGCAGCAAAGAAAACCUGUACUGAAGAUCAUAGACCAGUUUAUUCGAGCUAUAUGUAUAACACAACUCCUCUAUUAAUAAACAAAUAAAAAGCUAAAAGCAACUUGGCUAUGGUUGGGAUAAUUUGUAAUAGCCCUUUUCUUUAGGACUUUGGGUAACUCUGUUAGGAUUUUGCAUGGAGCUGAGUUGGAAAAUGCAGUCCCACAAUUUCAGCCACUAGCACCCUUCAGUGAUGGGUGAGCCGUGCCUCUACUCCCUUAUCUUAAUUCCAAGUCCUGUCUGUGACUUGCUCUCAGUCCAUUUCACUCUUCUAUGUACAUCAUCCCAACUUAUUAAGUGGCAAGAACAUCCCGUACUAUGCACCUGUGCUCCGCAUCUGCCCCUCCUGCCACUGGUGGGAUAUCUAUUCAAGCAGGAGAUCUCUAAAAGGAAGGUCCCUGCAGGUCCCUUGAGAUAUUCUAGUAGGUGGUGCACAGGGUUGGCAGAGUGAAGACUUUUUUUGUAAGAAAGAUAAGGAUCUAUCAUGAAUUAGUCUCUUAGUAUGUGCUGCACAGAACCGUAAGGUUUUCAUGUAUAUCAUUACAAUCUCCACAAUAACUCACUGGUAUUCAUUUUACAGAUUAAUCUGAAGCCCAUAUUCUCCCUCUAGGGAGUAUGUUUUUGUGAAGGAAUUUGGAGCAGGUUUGCAAUUCCUUUAUCAAUUCACUUAUUCACAGUAAUUUUGGGGUAUCUGCUGUCAAGAUAUUGAUUAGCAUGAGGG
Balaenoptera ricei (Rice's whale) is the source of this 9183-nucleotide messenger RNA. RefSeq names its product dermatan sulfate epimerase like (gene DSEL). The transcript is spliced from 2 exons. Bases 1061 to 4699 code for a protein of 1212 amino acids. The record is from RefSeq and is a predicted model, not a curated record. Gene Ontology annotation, molecular function: chondroitin-glucuronate 5-epimerase activity; sulfotransferase activity. NCBI's taxonomy places the organism in Eukaryota, Metazoa, Chordata, Mammalia, Artiodactyla, Balaenopteridae.